AUGGCGCAGGUCUUUUUCGAUAUCCUAGCCUCCACCUUUGGAAGCUGCCUGAGCUGUUUCCCGGGAUCGCCGACGCUCAAGAUCAACAGCCGCAGCUUCAAGAUCCUGCGACUGCUAGGAGAGGGCGGCUUCUCGUAUGUCUACCUGGUCCAAGACACGUCGACGUCGGAGCUGUUCGCGCUGAAGAAGAUCCGCUGCCCGUUCGGCGCCGAGUCGGUGGCCCAGGCCAUGAAGGAGGUCGAGGCGUACAAGCUGUUCUCGCGCAGCCCCAGCAUCAUCCACAGUGUCGACUACAGCAUCGCCAGCGAGCGCAGCGACCCCCAGAGCAAGACCGUCUACGUGCUGCUGCCCUACUACCGCCGCGGCAACCUGCAGGACCUGAUCAACGCGAACCUCGUCAACCACACCCGCUUCCCCGAGAAGCGCCUCAUGCUGCUGUUCCUGGGCGUGUGCCGCGCCCUCAAGGACAUGCACCACUACCGCCCUUCCGGGAGAGGAGCCGCCCAGGGACAGGGGCAAGGGGACCCCAGCGGGAGGAACCCCGAGAUGCGCGCCAACGGCGUCGACAAGAACGUCGAGGCCGGCAAGCAGCGCCGCGGCAAGCGGCCCAUGGAGACGGGCGCCGACGAGGACGACGAGUCGGAGCAGCAGCAGCCGCUCAUGGCCGACGAGGAGGGUGUGCCAGGCAGCGAGAUCAAGAGCUAUGCGCAUCGCGACAUCAAGCCAGGCAACAUCAUGAUCACGGACUCGGGCGCCGAGCCGAUCCUCAUGGACCUGGGGUCGAUCGCGGCGUCGCCGCUGGCCAUCACGUCGCGGUCGCUGGCUAUCGCGACGCAGGACACGGCGGCCGAGCACAGCACCAUGCCGUACCGGGCGCCGGAGCUGUUCGAUGUCAAGACGGGCACCGUGAUCGACACCAAGGUCGACAUCUGGUCGCUCGGCUGCACGCUGUACGCGUGCCUGGUCGGCAAGUCGCCCUUCGAGAUGCGCAGCGACGAGACGGGCGGCUCGCUGAGCAUCUGCGUACUAUCGGGCGACUGGCGCUUCCCCGACGAAGGGGCCGCCGCGGCUGCUAAGAAGACGGCCGCCGCCAAGAAGAGCAGCGCCGCAGCCGCAGCCGCCGCCGCUGCCGGCUCCGGCGCCAUCCCCUCUGCCCCGCCCGACGACGACGCCAUCAGCGAGCCCAUCCGCGACAUCGUGCGCAAGUGUCUCACCGUCGAGCCCGCCGAGCGCCCCGACAUCGACGAGCUCAUCGAUAUGGUCGAGUGCGUCAUCGAGGAGCUGCCCGACGAUGGAACCGCGUGA
This is a messenger RNA of Lasiosphaeria miniovina, 1305 nucleotides long. Its product is annotated as serine/threonine protein kinase-like protein. Bases 1 to 1305 code for a protein of 434 amino acids. NCBI's taxonomy places the organism in Eukaryota, Fungi, Ascomycota, Sordariomycetes, Sordariales, Lasiosphaeriaceae. Gene Ontology annotation, molecular function: ATP binding; protein serine/threonine kinase activity. Gene Ontology annotation, biological process: vacuolar protein processing; protein phosphorylation; regulation of vacuole fusion, non-autophagic. Gene Ontology annotation, cellular component: Golgi apparatus; cytoplasm. The record is from RefSeq and is a predicted model, not a curated record. The transcript is spliced from 3 exons.